CAGGGGAAAGAGUGCUUUUGCAGGGAAGACCUGCUACAAGGCCACCCUGGGUGUGUUCCUGGGUUGUCUAGCUCUGGACAUGACAGGACAGACAAGUGGAGUUGGUCGCCUCAGGGCUCGAGCUUGCUUGCUGCUGGCGGUGUGGCUGUGGGCACAGCAAGCCCUGGCUGCACCAUGUCAGGAUGGGGAACUGAGGAUAAUUGGUAGAGGUGAAAAGAAAUGCUGCCCCAAAUGCAUCGUCAGCACAGGAGACAAAUGUCAAAAUGCUAUGGACAGUGUCUGCCAAUGUCGUCAGGGCUACAGCUGUUCUGAUACCUCGUGCAGCUACUGUGAGAAGCUGCCUGAAUGUGCAGAGGGCCAGGAGCUGGUUAAGCAUGGCAGUAUAGACUUCACAUUUGAGUGCAAACCAUGUGAGACAGGAACAUAUUCCAAUGUUAAGAACGGCUGGUGCCGUAACUGGACUGACUGUGAAAGUUUUGGCUUUGUGACAAUCAAGCAGGGCAACAGGACACAUAAUGCAGAGUGUGGUUUCCAUUCCAAAGAUCAGGAAGAAGCUCCUAUUAGAAGUGACUCUCUGUACACCACCAUCCUGGCCAUCCUUACUGCAGUUGGUGUGUUUAUUCUCAUCUUGCUGACUUUCUUCUUGCAUGUCUGCAUGUGGUCACUGAAGAAAGAGAAAUUCCAUGCAGCUGACAAGGAUCUGGAACAUAACUUCCCUAGGCUGCCAGGAGCUCCACAACUCUCCCACCUCAGAGCAGAGAUUGACAGCUGCCAGUUUCCUGAGGAAGAACACGGAGAUGAAGCACCAGAAGAAAAGCCUUUCUACAUCUACCCUCAGAGUCUCCCAUGAAAACAGAUAAAUUGCAGUUUGCUGUGAGCAGGGGAAGCUGAGCUCAGCUUGUCAAAAGAGACAAAGAAGGGAGGGACUGGGUGCCUGAAGCAUCAUUAUAUAGAUAGCAAUAAUGAGUGGGGCUGGGGGGAGUUUUGCUUUAAUUCUUCUCUACACUCCUAGCCAUUGCAGACAUUCAGUUUAAUGCUCUCUUCUCACCUAGUUUGUAGAGUAGGGAAAAGCAGGGGAAGACAGAGAAUUGCCAGCAUUGGUUCCUGAUGCUUUUUUCCCCUCACCUCAGGAAAACAAAAGAGAAUCAGAGCAUCUGCUGGUGUAUCCCAGUGUACCCCCAGUGACUGGAAGGUGAUCCCCUUACUGAAAAUUGUACCACAGAGGGGAUUUUUAAAUGUUAAUUAGUGCUCCUUCUGUUUCAUCGUGCUCUAACGAGGCUAAAGGAAUGGUUUUUUGCCUGACUUUCAAGGGGCAGAGCUCCAGCUGAAGUUGGCUGCCUCCUGUGAAGUGACACUGGUUUCAAGUAAGAACGUAGCCUGUGGCUUCAACCUAGUUCAAACUUGCCUGGUUGGUUUUUUUUUUAUAUAGAAUUAUUUGUUUGUGUUGUGCGAAUGCAAGAGUGGAUUCAAAGCUCUGGAUACCAGCUCUGGUUUGGCCUUAUGGUGAAAGCUGCUUGGAGCAGACUUUCAUGACUGAAUCAGCUUGGGCAGCAAGGAGUUACCUUCACAUGGAAGGGUAUAAAUAUCUCCCAGUACAGCCAUUACAUCAGCUUCCUCCUCACUUCUUACAGAUCACCUCAGCCAUACAGGCCUUCUACGUUAAAUCCUAACAGAAUAAUGAAAUUUCUGUUAAUCAGCUUACUAAGUGCUGGGGGGGGAUUAUUCCAAGUCUGAAUGACAUGCUGGUGUAAGUAGGGCUCUGUGGGAUUCCCAUGGCUGCAGGGCAGAAGUUACUGCCUUCACAGAUGUGUGUUGCAAAAGCACUGGAACAGGGAAUCCUGAGAAGUGGGGCAGGUUAUUAUUACCUUGGUGAUCACAGAGCCUCUCUGCUCCAAGGCAGGCUUGGGAAGACUGGACAAUGAUCCACAGACUUUCACUGAGGUGACUCCAUGACCUCUCUAGGCAAUCCAGUCCAGUGGCUCAUUUCCAGUCAGAGAAGGGAGAUUUUUUUUAGUUCAAAUUAAUAUUAUCCGUUAUGAUUAUGAGGAAGAAUUGAUUCUUCAGCAUCUUUUUAAGCAUUCAUGAACUACAUCUCUCUUUGUUUUCUCUAGGCUCUUAUGCUACUUCACAGGUUGUGGUUUCUUAGACCUUUUAGUCUCUCUGAGCUCUUUCCAGUUGCUCUUCCUUGAAGCCUCCUCUGAAGGAGCUCUUGGCAAGCUUGAAUAGAGCUGAAGGAUUAAUUUCAUGAUUCAUGGACAUGCUUUUAUUGCUGAGCAUUACUUCAGUGUUUAUGUCAAGAGGAGUUAUCCUGUCUUUUUAAUUUUUUUUUUACUCUUUUUUUGUGCCUUACAGAGAGUCUCGUAAGUGGGUGAAAUGAUUGUAUGGAAAAAUGGAGUGCAGAGGGUUGCCCUUUUCUCCUAGAUUGCAUUCCUGUCACUGCUUUCAUCUUCUAAGUGCUCCUAGUGUGUUUAUUGCAACUAACAUCCCUCUGCCUUGGCUUCCUCUUCAUGCAGAAUAGGAGCAGUGAUGCUUCUCAGCCCUAGGAGGAUGUUGUGAGGCAUAAUUAGUACUUUCAGUGUAUUUUUGCCUGCUUUGAUCCUCUUACCAUUCAUUCUUGUGCUGGGGAUAAGUUUUCCCAUAGGUAUCUCUAAGUGAAAUUCCGUUGGAAAGAGGGAGUUUCCCUCCAGUGCUUUGGGAAAUGUGCAGGUUCUUAAUGGAGGUAAACUGGAGAUUCAGCCAAGGAAAGGUGAAGGCACUGGAUUGGGAUUAAACAGGAUAACUUUAGUGAAGUGUGGAGCUGUCUCUGCCUGGUAAGCAGCUUCACUGCAGGAUUGCAUAUUCUCAGGAGACCCAACACUUGGUAGUAAAGUCACUUCUUAUUGCUCCUUCUGUGUUGGCUGUGUUUAUUCUUGCCUCUGUAUUGACCCUCCUUGUUCUGAUUGUGACCUUUUGUAAAGAUAAAAUAAACUUGAAAAUGGAA
Molecule: messenger RNA, 2980 nt
Organism: Apus apus (common swift)
Lineage: Eukaryota; Metazoa; Chordata; Aves; Apodiformes; Apodidae
Gene: TNFRSF18
Product: TNF receptor superfamily member 18
Exons: 6
Coding region: 80-850 (256 amino acids)
Biological process (GO): negative regulation of apoptotic process; positive regulation of cell adhesion
Cellular component (GO): plasma membrane; external side of plasma membrane
Molecular function (GO): tumor necrosis factor receptor activity; protein binding
Source: RefSeq, a predicted model, not a curated record